AUGACGGCCGGUGGGAUCGACCCCACCUACUGGACCGCACAUGCCUCUAGCAAGCUGCGGGGGGCGCCGCGCGAGUUGGUCACGAGCGUCACGCUGGCUCACCAUGCCAGAGAAGAGCAACUUUGCGCCGGUCGUCCUGUUGCUCCCCUCAUGAUGGACACGUCGUUCCUGUACUACUGGGAAGCAUUUGCUCGGCAAAUGCGGGCCACGUACCUGAACCGCAGCCAUCAGGCCAAGGCCCUCGACCAUCUCCGGAACAUGGAGUAUGGCCGAGGGGUGUCAAUGGAGGACUACGUCUCGCAGUUCCUCACAAAUGCCGCACUCUCCGGGGUCACCCAGGAGUAUCUGCUCAAGCAGUACUUCCAGGAUGGCAUCCUGAGCCGCCUGUUCUCCGAGUUGGUGUACGCGCACGACUUCCCGCUUAGGCGGUACCUCGAGGAGGCAGUCCGUGUCAAGCAGGCGCGCUCCGAGCACGCCCAGCACCAGAGGAACUGCGCACCAAUCAAAAGAGCGGUGCGAUCCCCCUUGCCGCCACCCGGUGGCCAACAUCGGCCCGCCCCUAGUGGCGAGGCACCCCGAGCACUCGUGCCAUAUGGCACCCGAGCUCCCGCAGCCGCAGCAGCACGUCGGCCGAACCCCCCGGCUCGCCCUGCAAGUGCUGCAGCUUUGGGCAUUAGUCCCGAAGAGUUCAGGCGCAGGCGCACUGAAAAUCUUUGCCUGCAGUGUGGCAAAGGAGGCCACCUGGCCCGUGAGUGUCCACAGCGGACACGUGAGACGGCCCAGAUGAUGGCCCUACUCGAGUUCGAGGUAGACGAACUGGACUCCAAAGGCCCCGAGGAGUUCCACGAGUCUCAGACCGAGCUCGACGAAGACGAGGACUCCGGUAGUCCUCGGUUUUCGGAAAAAUAG
Molecule: messenger RNA, 909 nt
Organism: Ceraceosorus bombacis
Lineage: Eukaryota; Fungi; Basidiomycota; Exobasidiomycetes; Ceraceosorales; Ceraceosoraceae
Source: the annotation of a GenBank genome assembly